AUGGAUCUUUCUAAUCCUUCCCAUCUUGGAAAAAUGUUCAUGGAUUUUAUGAAUGAUGGCAUGGAUGAAGAACUUGUGAAGCUCUACGUUGAAAGUCAUGCGCAAGAAGAAUGUGAGAGCUCAAGUAGGCCUAGACGCCAAAGAAGGAAUAUAGAGAGGAAUCGUGAAGAAGGACAUGAGCGGUUGUUCAAUGAUUAUUUCUCAGAAACUCCAGUGUACACGGAUGAGCAAUUUCGUAGAAGGUAUCGAAUGCAUACACAUGUAUUCCUUCGUAUCGUUGAAGCUCUUGGUCAACAUGAUGAGUAUUUUCAGUUGAAGAUUGAUGCAACCGGUAGAUCAAGUCUUUCGCCGCUACAAAAAUGCAUUAUUGUUAUUCAUAUGUUGGCAUAUGGAACAUCAGCUGAUAGUGUAGAUGACUAUUUAAGAAUCGGUGAAACCACAACACUAAAAUGUGUUGAUAAGUUUACAAGGGGUGUGAUUAGUUUAUUUGGGUCACAAUAUUUGCGAAAGCCAACAACUGAAGAAAUUGAAUGCUUGCUACAUAUGGGGGAGACACGUGGCUUUCUAGGUAUGUUGGGGAGUAUUGAUUGUAUGCAUUGGGAAUGGAAAAAUUGCCCAGUUGCAUUGAAAGGGUAA
Molecule: messenger RNA, 636 nt
Organism: Lathyrus sativus (Indian pea)
Lineage: Eukaryota; Viridiplantae; Streptophyta; Magnoliopsida; Fabales; Fabaceae
Source: the annotation of a GenBank genome assembly